CUGAUAUUAACCAAGCAGAAAGGGUGGUGCAGCUUUAUGGAAUUGCCAGUUUAUACGUGAAGCAUGGCUUGUGUAGAACAAGACAAACUGGGUCAAGCCUUCGAAGAUGCUUUUGAAGUACUGAAGCAACACUCAACUGGAGAUCUCCAAUAUUCCCCAGAGUACAAAAACUACCUGGCUCUCCUCAACCACCACUCCCACGUGCGAGGACAUCCCAGCUUCUACCCCACACCGCCCACAGAGGAGACCUGUCACGCUUGGAGAACAGUGCUCAACAGUGCUGCGGACCUCUAUCUCGACGGAAGUAUCCCCCAGUCUCUGCAGGACAGCUCCGAGCACCAGUUGGCACAACCUGCUGUUUUCCAGCAGAAGGGAGGGAAAGGCCGGAAGAAGCUCCGACUGUUUGAAUAUCUGCACGAGUCCCUGAGUAACCCCGAGAUGGAGUCUUGCAUUCAAUGGGUAGAUAAGACCAAAGGCAUCUUUCAGUUUAUCUCCAAAAACAAAGAGAAACUGGCCCAACUGUGGGGCAAAAGGAAAGGCAACCGGAAAACCAUGACUUACCAGAAAAUGGCCAGAGCCCUAAGGAAUUACGGGAGGACGGGAGAAAUCACCAAAAUCCGGAGGAAGCUGACUUACCAGUUCAGCGAGACGAUUCUCCACAGACUCUCGCCGUCUUACCUCCUGGAGAAGGAGUUACUCUACUCACAGUGUGUCCAACCUGACCAGGAAUAUAUCACUUUCCACCCCUGGAACACGAAUUAUAAUUAUGCACCUGCCAGUUACCCCGAGCUAAAUCAUUCCAAUUGCCCCAUGCACUCUUACAUGUCCUGA
Sorex araneus (European shrew) is the source of this 831-nucleotide messenger RNA. RefSeq names its product Spi-C transcription factor (gene SPIC). Gene Ontology annotation, biological process: cell differentiation; regulation of transcription by RNA polymerase II. The record is from RefSeq and is a predicted model, not a curated record. Gene Ontology annotation, cellular component: nucleus. NCBI's taxonomy places the organism in Eukaryota, Metazoa, Chordata, Mammalia, Eulipotyphla, Soricidae. The transcript is spliced from 6 exons. The coding region runs from base 64 to 831 and encodes 255 amino acids. Gene Ontology annotation, molecular function: sequence-specific DNA binding; DNA-binding transcription factor activity, RNA polymerase II-specific.